This is a messenger RNA of Plodia interpunctella (Indianmeal moth), 4154 nucleotides long. RefSeq names its product NMDA receptor 1 (gene Nmdar1). Gene Ontology annotation, cellular component: NMDA selective glutamate receptor complex; plasma membrane; neuron projection. The record is from RefSeq and is a predicted model, not a curated record. Gene Ontology annotation, biological process: monoatomic ion transport; regulation of membrane potential; chemical synaptic transmission. Bases 150 to 2933 code for a protein of 927 amino acids. NCBI's taxonomy places the organism in Eukaryota, Metazoa, Arthropoda, Insecta, Lepidoptera, Pyralidae. The transcript is spliced from 17 exons. Gene Ontology annotation, molecular function: NMDA glutamate receptor activity.
GCGCAGUCCAGAGGACACCAGAAGGGGUCCAUUGUCCCCUCAACACAGCAUCCUAGAAUUAUUCAUUCACAUAUAAUAACAUUUUUACAUGUAAAAUGUCGUAAAAUAUAUUUUGUAAAGUUGCUUAUCAAUGGUGUAAACACGGGGAUAUGUGGCGUUUGCUAGUCCUGGCGCUGGCCGCCACGCUGGCGGCUGCGGAUGAGAAGAGAAAGUUCUCCAACCCCACUUACUAUAAUGUCGGGGGGGUGUUGUCCAGCAAUGAGUCCAUCGCUUUCUUCAAGGACACAAUCUCUAAUCUGAAUUUCAAAGACCAAUACGUGCCUCGAGGCGUCACCUACCAUGACUACUCCAUCCUCAUGGACCCCAACCCGAUCAAAACGGCCAUGAACGUCUGCAAAGACCUCAUUGCACAUCGAGUGUAUGCAGUAGUGGUGUCCCACCCUUUGACCGGCGACCUGUCUCCUGCCGCUGUAUCAUAUACCAGCGGCUUCUACCACAUUCCCGUGAUCGGCAUCUCCUCUCGGGACUCCGCUUUUUCUGACAAAAACAUCCACGUGUCCUUUUUGAGGACCGUCCCUCCUUACUCCCACCAGGCUGACGUUUGGGUGGACGUGUUGAAGCACUUCAAUUAUAUGAAAGUCAUUGUGAUACACAGCUCCGACACUGACGGACGAGCUAUUUUGGGCAGGUUCCAAACGACAUCGCAGAGCGUGGAUGAUGACGUGGACCGCAAGGUGGUGGUGGAGCAGGUGAUCGAGUUCGAGCCAGGGUUGGACUCCUUCAGCGGCAAGCUGGUAGACGUCAGGAGCGCGCAGGCCCGGGUCUUCCUCAUGUAUGCCAGCAAAACCGACGCGGAGAUAAUCUUCCGCGACGCGAUGUACUUAAACAUGACGACGGCGGGGUACGUGUGGGUGGUGACGGAGCAGGCGCUGGACGCCGCCAACGCGCCCGAGGGUCUGCUGGGCCUCCGGCUGGUCAACGCCACAAACGAGCGAGCGCACAUCCAAGACUCCAUUUACGUGCUAGCAUCAGCCAUCCGAGACAUGAACAACACAGAGGAGAUCUACGCCCCGCCGUCAGACUGCGACAACUCUGGCUCCAUCUGGAACACGGGCCGGGCGCUGUUCGACUUCGUGCGCCGCCAGCGGUUGGACAACGGCGCGACGGGACACGUGGCCUUCGACGACCAUGGCGACCGCGUGCAUGCUGAGUACGAUAUGGUCAACGUGCGCGCGCAGGGAGAACAUGUUGCUGUUGGCAAAUAUUUUUACUCUAAAGAAACGCAAAAAAUGCGAUUAGAGUUGAAGGAACAAGAAAUUAUUUGGAUGGGAAGAAGCCCUUCAAAACCUGAGGGAUUUAUGAUACCAACUCACCUCAAGGUAUUGACAAUAGAAGAAAAGCCAUUCGUUUAUGCUAGACGAAUAGAUUACGAAAAUGAUUGUACGGAGGAAGAAAUUCUAUGUCCUCAUUACAACGCUAGUGAUGAUAUAGGUCAAUUGUACUGCUGCAAAGGAUUUUGUAUGGACCUUUUGAAACAGUUGUCCAAAGUGAUUAACUUUACGUAUUCCCUUGCUCUCUCACCCGAUGGUCAGUUCGGGAACUACAUUAUUAAAAACCUGUCGGUACCAGGAGCUAAGAAGGAAUGGACAGGACUGAUAGGGGAAUUAGUAUAUGAACGUGCUGACAUGAUAGUAGCUCCACUGACUAUAAAUCCUGAAAGAGCUGAAUUUAUUGAAUUCAGUAAGCCGUUUAAAUAUCAGGGAAUCACCAUUUUAGAAAAGAAGCCUUCGCGCUCCUCCACACUCGUGUCUUUCUUGCAACCUUUCUCCAACACCCUCUGGAUCCUCGUGAUGGUGUCAGUGCACGUGGUGGCUCUGGUGUUGUACCUUCUGGACCGGUUCUCGCCGUUCGGGAGGUUCAAAUUGGCGAAUAUUGACGGCACAGAGGAAGAUGCGUUGAAUCUGUCCAGUGCUAUUUGGUUCGCUUGGGGCGUGCUGCUGAACAGCGGCAUUGGUGAAGGCACCCCACGCAGUUUCUCAGCGCGCGUGCUAGGCAUGGUGUGGGCCGGGUUCGCGAUGAUCAUCGUCGCGUCCUACACCGCUAACCUGGCUGCCUUUCUCGUGUUGGAGCGACCCAAGACCAAGCUCACUGGCAUCAACGACGCGAGGUUACGCAACACGAUGGAGAACCUGACGUGUGCGACGGUGAAGGGUUCCGCAGUGGACAUGUACUUCAGGAGGCAGGUGGAGCUGUCCAACAUGUACCGCACCAUGGAGGCCAACAACUACGACAACGCCGAGCAGGCCAUCGACGAUGUUAAACAAGGGAAGUUGAUGGCGUUCAUCUGGGACUCGUCCCGACUGGAGUUCGAGGCGGCGCAGGACUGCGAGCUGGUGACGGCGGGCGAGCUGUUCGGCCGCUCGGGCUACGGCGUGGGGCUCCAGAAGGGCUCCCCCUGGGCGGACCUCGUCACGCUCGCUAUACUCGACUUCCAUGAGAGCGGUAUAAUGGACAAUCUCGACAACGAGUGGAUAUUACGCAACAACCUCUUGAACUGCGAGGAGAACGAAAAGACGCCGAAUACUUUAGGCUUGAAGAACAUGGCGGGGGUGUUUAUACUGGUGCUGGCGGGCAUCAUCGGGGGCAUUGUGCUGAUUGUCAUUGAGGUGGUGUACAAGAGGCACCAGAUCAAGAAGCAGAAGCGGCUGGAGAUCGCGCGCCACGCCGCCGACAGAUGGCGCGGAGCCGUCGAGAAACGCAAAUCAUUACGAGCGUCGCUGCUGCCGCCUCAGCGCAGAGUGAAGUCGAAUGGCGUGAAGGAGGCGGGGAGCAUCAGCCUGGCGGUGGAGCGCGGCGCCCGCAGACGCGACGAGCCCCGGGUACCUCGAUACCUCCCUGCUUACACCCCGGAUGUGUCGCAUUUGGUCGUCUAAAUACGCCCCUGUUUGUGUGAUUGUCACGAAUUUAAAUGCACGAGUUUAUUUAUUUUUUAAUUAGCUUUUGCCCCCGGCUUCGCCCGAAUGGAAGUAUUUUUUAGCAAAAUGUUUCCGGCAAACUUGUACUACCUAUUUCAUCCACAUAGAGAUGGAUUUCCGAGAUAAAACCUACAAAUAUUUUGCUAACUUCCUUACAGUCAAAAUCCAAUUAAACUGUCGAAGUCGAAUGUCGAAGAUUAAAUUUAACAGACAAAAUAAUCUACAAAAAAAUUUUACUACACUUUAUUUAUUUCUUGGUAUGGACUUCCAUACCAAUACGAAUUAGUCAUUAAUUAAAUAUGUCUCAAAAUAUCCGUCCCCCUAGUAAUAUAACCGUGUUUUUUGUGUAUUUUUAUAGGCAUAAUUGUGGAAAAUUUAAUUUCUUAACAUAAUCCAACACUGAAUUCCAUUCUGUAUAAUUUAAAGCCUAAAAUCGUUAAUAUGUGUGUAAGUGUGAAUAUAUUUCAAUUCUAGAUUAUAUAAAAUAUAAAUUUCACUUUGCUACUUUUAAGUAGCAAAGUAUAGAGCGGGGGCAAAAUUAUGUUACGUAUUUCGCAGUAUUCAAAAGAACGAUUUUGCCCACGGGUUCGUAUGUUUCCCACGGGAACAGUUUUUUUCGUGAUUGAAAGUAUGCCUUUCUCUUAUAUGUAAAAAUCAAGAUUAUUGAUUAGAACACAUUUUUUAUUUAAAUCUGUUCACUAGAGCCACCAUAUUCUACAGUAAAUUGUGUCCAAUAAUUUAGUUGUCGCUAUUAGUUAUUUUUUUUUUAUUUUAACUUAAAAGAAAAAAAUGUGGUGGCGCUAGUGUGCCGGUGGCUCAGUAAUAUAAAUCUUCAAGUGUGGAUGUCGGCUGUGUGGUGUUCCUCGCGAGGCUGGCGUGUGACACUGCUCCAGUCUUCAUCUAACAUUAUCUACCAAUAUUUCGUUAUUGUUACUCAGAGUAGGUUUUUUUUUUGAGCGUACCCAAAUUGGUAGUAUAUUUGUAAGUCAAUUUCAAUCAUAGCUAAUACUAAUAGAUAGGUAUGGAACACCACUUGUUAGUCAAUAUUAGAAUUAAAUAAGAUUUAAAAAAAUAUAUAGUUCGUGAAAAAAUAUUAUAAAUAAAUUCUAUAGACCUUUUAAGUUCGUAUGUGUUAGCAAAGUUAUAUACAAAUUGACUUAUUGUUAAAUAUCCUUAUUG